AUGCUGAGAGAUGGAGGGCAGCUGUCGUCACAACAGACAUUGGAAGUGACUGCUGGACCAAGCUUGGGGACAGGCAUAGCAGGGAUGACCAUGAGGCCUCAAGAGCUACUGCUGCUCCUGAUGCUGAGGUGGCCAGCAGCACACAUGGAAGACCCUGACUUUCCACACUUGGGUGACAGCUCACAGCCGCUGCCGAGGCUUUGCCCUUGGCGCUGCUCCUGUCCCCGAGAGGACACAGUGGACUGUGCUGGCCUGGACCUGAGAGUAUUCCCGGACAAUAUCACCACAGCUGCUAGGCACCUCUCCUUGCAGAACAACCAGCUGCAGGAGCUCCCAUACAAUGAGCUGUCUCGCCUCAGCGGCUUGCGCACCCUGGACCUGCACAGCAACGUCAUCUCCUCAGAGGGCCUGCCUGAUGAGGCCUUUGAGUCCCUCACCCAGCUAGAGAACUUCUACGUGGCCCACAACAAGCUCUCUGUUGCGCCCCAGUUCCUGCCACGCUCCCUGCGUGUCGCCGAUCUGGCUGCCAAUCAAGUGGCGGAGAUCUUUCCUCUCACCUUUGGGGAGAAGCCUGCACUCCGGUCCGUGUACCUCCACAACAACAGACUGAGCAACAGCGGCCUGCCACCUAACACCUUCCGUGGUUCAGAGGCCGUCACCACCCUAAGCCUCUCCAGCAACCGGCUCAGCUACCUACCACCCAGCUUGCCAGCCUCCCUGGAGCGCCUUCAUCUGCAGAACAAUCUCAUCUCCAAAGUGCCCAGAGGAGCGCUGAGCCUUCACACCCAACUCCGUGAACUGUAUCUGCAGCGUAAUCAGUUGACAGACAGUGGCCUGGAUGCGACCACCUUCAGCAAGUUGAGCAGCCUUGAGUACCUGGACCUGUCCCACAACCAGCUGGCCACCGUGCCUGAGGGUCUACCUGGCUCGCUGACCAUACUGCACCUGGGUCGCAACUGCAUCCGGCAGGUGGAAGCGGUGAGGCUGCACAAAGCAAGGGGCCUGCGCUACCUGCUGCUGCAGCACAACCAGCUGGGGGCUUCGGCGCUGCCCGCGGGGACGCUGAGGCCUCUGCGGGCCCUGCACACGCUGCACCUCUAUGGCAACAGGCUGGAGCGCGUGCCCCCCGCAUUGCCCCGACACCUACAGGCCCUGGUGAUGCCCCACAAUCGCGUGGCCGCGCUAGGUGCGCGGGAUCUGGUGUCUGCGCGAGGGCUGGCCGAGCUCAACCUGGCCUAUAACUGCCUGGCCAGUGCACGCAUACACCCCCACGCCUUCCGCCGCCUGCGUGCCCUGUGCAGCUUGGACCUAGCCGGUAACCAGCUGAGCCGUCUACCCGAGGGCCUACCUGCCAGUUUGCGUUCACUGAGACUGCAACGCAACCAGCUGCGGGCCCUGGAGCCAGAGCCACUUGCCGGCCUGAAUAAGCUCCGGGAGCUGAACCUGGCGCACAACCGGCUCCGCGUGGGCGACAUUGGGCCGGGCACCUGGCACGAGCUGCAAGCGCUGCAGGUACUGGACCUGAGCCACAAUCAGCUAUCUUUUGUGCCGCCUGAUCUACCCGAGGCCCUGGAGGAGCUUCAUCUGCAGGCAAACCGUAUCAGCCAUGUAGGCCCAGAGGCCUUCCUCAGCACACCCCGCCUACGCGCCCUCUUUCUCAGGGCCAACAGGCUUCACAUGACAAGCAUCGCAGCCGAGGCCUUCCUGCGGCUUGUACACCUACGUGUGGUAGACACUGCAGAAAACCCAGAACAGGUCCUGGUCCAGCUGCCACCAAAGGGCAAGGGGCCCUGA
Messenger RNA from Psammomys obesus (fat sand rat), 1794 nucleotides. It is a transcript of the gene Podnl1, whose product is annotated as podocan like 1. The record is from RefSeq and is a predicted model, not a curated record. The transcript is spliced from 10 exons. Lineage: Eukaryota; Metazoa; Chordata; Mammalia; Rodentia; Muridae. Gene Ontology annotation, molecular function: protein binding. The coding region runs from base 1 to 1794 and encodes 597 amino acids.